Molecule: messenger RNA, 1908 nt
Organism: Anoplophora glabripennis (Asian longhorned beetle)
Lineage: Eukaryota; Metazoa; Arthropoda; Insecta; Coleoptera; Cerambycidae
Product: glucose-6-phosphate isomerase
Exons: 7
Coding region: 16-1791 (591 amino acids)
Biological process (GO): glucose 6-phosphate metabolic process; glycolytic process; gluconeogenesis
Cellular component (GO): cytosol
Molecular function (GO): glucose-6-phosphate isomerase activity; carbohydrate derivative binding; monosaccharide binding
Source: RefSeq, a predicted model, not a curated record
UUAUCCAAUAACAAAAUGGAUCAAAAGGAUGACUGCCGUGCGCCCUGCAAAUACUCCGCCCCAAGAGUUGGUGGUGAGGGGUCGGCCGGCCCUGGAUUCAGUUCAACGAAACCGAUCGAGAUGGAGACCAAGCCGUAUUUAACUUCUGAAAGUUCUUGGCAAAAUAUUCAAGAAUACUACAAGAAAAAUGGCCAAAACCUUGUUAUCAAAGAUCUGUUUGCUCAAGAUUCAGCCAGAUAUGAUAAAUACAGCUUGAAAUUGAGCACUCCCAACGAUGGAGAUAUUCUCAUCGAUUAUUCCAAGAAUCGUCUUGAUGAUGAGUUAUUCAAGCUUCUUCUUGAGUUGGCUAAACAAAGAAAAGUUGAACAGGCUAGAGAUGCCAUGUUUACUGGUGGUAAAAUUAAUUUCACUGAGAACAGAGCCGUCUUACAUAUUGCUUUAAGAAAUCGUGCCAACAGGCCCAUUUUGGUAGAUGGUAAAGAUGUAGUGCCUGAUGUGAAUGCAGUUCUCGAACACAUGAAGCAGUUUACUAACUCUAUCCUCAGUGGACAGUGGAGAGGAUAUUCUGGUAAACAGAUAACAGAUGUUGUCAAUAUUGGCAUUGGGGGUUCAGAUUUGGGUCCUUUGAUGGUCACAGAGGCUUUGAAGCCAUUUAAUAAGGGUUUGAGGUUACACUUUGUUUCGAAUAUCGAUGGGACCCACUUGGCCGAGGUUUUGAAAAAAUUGGAUGCCGAGACUGUCCUCUUUAUUAUUGCUUCUAAAACAUUCACUACACAAGAGACCUGCACAAAUGCUGCGUCUGCUAAAGACUGGUUUUUGGGAUAUGCAAAAGAUCCAGCUGCUGUGUCGAAACACUUUGUUGCUCUAAGUACAAAUGCUGAAAAAGUAGCAGAAUUUGGUAUCGAUACAGAUAACAUGUUUGGAUUUUGGGACUGGGUUGGAGGAAGAUAUUCUUUGUGGUCUGCGAUUGGUCUCAGCAUUUGUUUGUCCAUUGGAUUUGAUAAUUUUACUCAGUUAUUAGAUGGAGCGCAUUUCUUAGACAACCAUUUCCAAACUGCACCUUUGGACAAAAAUGCUCCUAUAAUACUUGCAUUAUUGGGCAUUUGGUACAGUAACUUUUAUGGAGCCGAAACACAUGCACUUCUACCUUAUGAUCAAUAUUUGCAUAGGUUUGCUGCUUACUUCCAGCAAGGUGAUAUGGAGAGUAAUGGAAAAUAUGUUACAAGAAGUGGAAGACAGGUCGAUUAUAACACUGGCCCAAUUGUUUGGGGCGAACCAGGUACCAAUGGCCAGCAUGCUUUCUAUCAGCUUAUCCAUCAAGGUACUCGAAUUAUUCCCGCUGACUUUAUUGCCCCAGCACAAACCCACAAUCCCAUAAGUAAUGGCAAGCACCAUAACAUCCUCCUCGCCAACUUUUUGGCACAGACCGAAGCACUUAUGACUGGUAAAACACCUGAUCAGGCAAAGGCUGAAUUGGAGAAGCAGGGCCUUCAAGGGGAGCAGUUGGAGAAGAUUUUACCACACAAGGUGUUCUUGGGGAACAGACCAACAAAUAGUAUUGUUGUUAAGAAGGUCACUCCUUUCGUUUUGGGAGUUCUUAUAGCACUGUAUGAACAUAAAAUCUUCACUCAAGGGGUAAUUUGGGACAUAAACUCUUUCGAUCAAUGGGGCGUAGAACUGGGGAAGCAGUUGGCCAAAGCCAUCGAGCCUGAACUGCAGGACAACAACCCAGUGUCAUCCCAUGAUGGCUCCACUAAUGGGCUUAUCAACUUUAUUAAAAGUAGUCGAUAAAUAGAUUUUAGACUGUUUUAUGUGAUCCGUACUACAUAGCUUAAAAUAAUAUUGUGGAAUGAGUUAUUAAUUGAUGUUUUGUAAUCAGGGUGGCAAAUAUACACAAUGGAUUUUUAA